Propithecus coquereli (Coquerel's sifaka) is the source of this 5887-nucleotide messenger RNA. It is a transcript of the gene MEF2D, whose product is annotated as myocyte enhancer factor 2D. NCBI's taxonomy places the organism in Eukaryota, Metazoa, Chordata, Mammalia, Primates, Indriidae. Gene Ontology annotation, biological process: positive regulation of transcription by RNA polymerase II; cell differentiation. The record is from RefSeq and is a predicted model, not a curated record. Bases 490 to 2049 code for a protein of 519 amino acids. Gene Ontology annotation, molecular function: RNA polymerase II cis-regulatory region sequence-specific DNA binding; protein dimerization activity; DNA-binding transcription factor activity, RNA polymerase II-specific. The transcript is spliced from 12 exons.
CCCCACCCCUCAAGCUAGGCUGAGCUGUGCCUACGUCGGCCUCGACUCCCGGGGGCUGGAGGAGUUACCUUUGGAGCCCGAAAGGAGGAAGGAAGCAAAAUAUCAACAACAGCCGAGGCGGCUCGGGCGCUCGGCCCCGGUCCCCCGCUUGCUCGCCGCCCGCCUGCUGGCCCCCGCUCCUACGACGGGGGCCCAGGCCCCCCGGCGCCGCCCAGGGCCCGCGCGGACGCCCGCCUCAUUUAUUAUUCCUCCCGUCCGGAGCUGCGGCUUCCCGGUGUUGAAGAUCCCCCGGACAAGGGGCAAAGGCUACCCCCUUCCUGCCCUAACACCCCCUUUCCCCCAGCUGGGCUGGAGGCUGUGCAGAAGGUGUCUUGCAGACCAUGAACUGAGCGCUGAUCCCAGACCGUUCAUGAGCACAGUGUAAGGUGUGCCGAGACCCACAACCCAGCAAGCCCCUCCCCUCCCUAGCACUGAGGACCCCCGGAGAAGAUGGGGAGGAAAAAGAUUCAGAUCCAGCGAAUCACCGAUGAGCGGAACCGACAGGUGACGUUCACCAAGCGGAAGUUUGGGCUGAUGAAGAAGGCCUAUGAGCUGAGUGUGCUGUGCGACUGCGAGAUCGCGCUCAUCAUCUUCAACCACUCCAACAAGCUGUUCCAGUACGCCAGCACCGACAUGGACAAGGUGCUGCUCAAGUACACGGAGUACAACGAGCCGCACGAGAGCCGCACCAAUGCCGACAUCAUCGAGACCCUGAGGAAGAAGGGCUUCAACGGCUGCGACAGCCCAGAGCCCGACGGGGAGGACUCGCUGGAACAGAGCCCCCUGCUGGAGGACAAGUACCGGCGCGCCAGCGAGGAGCUGGACGGGCUCUUCCGGCGCUACGGGUCAGCUGUCCCGGCCCCCAACUUUGCCAUGCCUGUCACGGUGCCCGUGUCCAAUCAGAGCUCACUGCAGUUCAGCAAUCCCAGCGGCUCCCUGGUCACCCCUUCCCUGGUGACAUCAUCCCUCACGGACCCGCGGCUCCUGUCCCCCCAGCAGCCAGCACUACAGAGGAAUAGUGUGUCGCCCGGCCUGCCCCAGCGGCCAGCUAGUGCGGGGGCCAUGCUGGGGGGAGACCUGAACAGUGCUAAUGGAGCCUGCCCCAGCCCUGUUGGGAAUGGCUACGUCAGUGCUCGGGCUUCCCCUGGCCUCCUCCCUGUGGCCAAUGGCAACAGCCUAAACAAAGUCAUCCCUGCCAAGUCUCCGCCCCCACCUACCCAUAGCACCCAGCUUGGAGCCCCCAGCCGCAAGCCUGACCUGCGAGUCAUCACUUCCCAGGGAGGAAAGGGGUUAAUGCAUCACUUGACUGAGGACCAUUUAGAUCUGAAUAAUGCCCAGCGCCUUGGGGUCUCCCAGUCUACCCACUCGCUCACCACCCCAGUGGUUUCCGUGGCAACGCCGAGUUUACUCAGCCAGGGCCUCCCCUUCUCUUCCAUGCCCACUGCCUACAACACAGAUUACCAGUUGACCAGCGCAGAGCUCUCCUCCUUACCAGCCUUCAGUUCGCCUGGGGGGCUGUCGCUAGGCAACGUCGCCGCCUGGCAGCAGCCACAACAGCCCCAGCAGCCGCAGCAGCCACAGCCGCAGCCACAGCCGCAGCCACAGCAGCCACAGCCACAGCAGCCUCAGCAGCCGCAGCAGCCACCUCAGCAGCAGUCCCACCUGGUCCCCGUGUCUCUUAGCAACCUCAUCCCGGGCAGUCCCCUGCCCCACGUGGGUGCCGCCCUCACGGUCACCACCCACCCCCACAUCAGCAUCAAGUCAGAACCGGUGUCCCCAAGCCGUGAGCGCAGCCCUGCGCCACCCCCUCCAGCUGUGUUCCCGGCUGCCCGCCCUGAGCCUGGCGAUGGUCUCAGCAGCCCAGCCGGGGGAUCCUAUGAGACGGGGGACCGGGAUGACGGACGGGGGGACUUCGGGCCAACACUGGGCCUGCUGCGCCCAGCCUCAGAGCCUGAGGCUGAGGGCUCAGCUGUGAAGAGGAUGCGGCUCGAUACCUGGACAUUAAAGUGACGGUUCCCACUCCCCUACUCCCAGCCUCCCCGAUGAAGAGUUGACAAUCUCACCGCCCACCCCCUGUCCUGGGCUCCUCCCGCUCGACCCCCUCUUCCUUUCUUGUGCUCCGUGUCCUGUUGACAGUUACAUUUGUGUAUAAUUAUUAUUAUAUUAUUAUUAUUAUUAUAUUUUUUUUAAUUUGGAUUCUCGCUUUGGAGAGGAGGAUGCUCUCAUCCCCUCUUUCUACACCUCCCACCAUUUUCAUUGGCUGGGAGGGCUCUCUUUUUUGCGGGAAGGGGGGGACACUUUGCACGUUGUACACAUAUGCUGCAGGAAGGGGGUGGGGGGCCCGAUAGGCCUUUGGGAAAGGACAGGUGCCGAGCCCUGCAUGUGGAGCCCUCCCACCCCUCCUCCAGAUAGAGGGAAAUAACCAAAAAGACUACCAAACAACAAAAAACCCAUACAAUAGACUGAAACCCCAAAGUUGGCUUGAUGGGUGGGUUUGUGUUUCAAGGGGAAAGUGAGGCAGAGGUUCCGAAAAGUCCCUCUGCUUCCGGGCUGCUCAUGAGGCCAUACACACAUGGGGCAGAAUACCCAAGCCUGGCCCCAGAUGCCCCUGCACACACGUGCGACACACCCUCACUGACUCGCGUGUGCUGCACCUGCAGGAUGUGUGGGUGCUGGCGGAGCUUUGGGCCGGGAAGGCUGCCUGGGAAUCCGAGGACGGGGCAGGGGUUUGAGGUGGGAGCCUCUCUUGGAAGCACAUUUGGAGAGAAAGACAGAGAGCCAUGAGAAGAGGGCUGAGGAGGGCAGAAGGGCUGGGCAAGGGGCAGAUUGGGGCCCCUCCCUUCCCCGGCUUUUUCUCUAAGAUAUACAGUGCAAUAGCUCCCAUCCCUCACUCGACGCCAGCCCAGGGCUGGCCAGUGUGCAGGGAGAAUGGGGAGAGGGACUUGAGCGAGGUGGCUCGGGGCAAGAGUCGGCCUGGGGCUUCCCUGGGUGCCCAAAGGCCAGAGCCCUUUCAUCAGGGCAAGUGUGGUGAGGGGACGUCCUGGGCCUUGCACGCACACUACCCAGAGGAGUGGACACUGGGAUGGUUCGUGGCUGCGGGAGGUCCCUGUGGAUGAGGUCCGUAGAGGCCCCUCUCCCCGGCCCCUCCGGUUAGCUCCUUCUGCACCUCGCCCCACCUUCCUGCUCUUGGCACCCCAAUGUCUCUUGCUACCUCCUUGUCCCGCCACCUCUAGGCUGCAUCCCACCUUCCCUCUUGGCUACUGUAAUUGUAAAUAGCGACCUUUGGAAAACGUUAGCCGUGUAACAGUCCAGGAAACUGUUUUUUUUUGUUGUUGUUGUAUUGAUAUGAAAUGAGAUUCUAUUUUUGUCAAAGUAUAUUGUAAUAAUAAUGACUCAAACGGCCCGUACUGUACAGACGAGAUUCUUCUGCUGUUGUUUUUGCUCCCUUUCCCCUCCCCUGAGCCUGCCCCUCUCUGCUGCCUCCUCAGGGGGGCAGUGGGCAAGGGGCUCAGGGGUAGCCGAAGCUCGGGGUCCCGAGGCCUCAGGCUGGAUCAGAGAUCAAACUGGAGGGGACAGACACCCAGCCUGCUCUCCCCCACUGCACCCUGCCCCGAGGAGCCUGGCCUGGGUGACAUGGGCAGGCAGACAGGGGUCUGCCCCACUCCUCACACAAGCCCAGCUCCUCUGCCCAAGGGGUGCAGCGCUCCCUUGGGGUUUCCUCUCACUCGGACAGUAGAGUCAGACAAGGCCGAGUUUUAUGGCAGAUGACCAUCUUUGCCCGCCUCUAUGACCCAGCCUCUUGCAGUAUUCCAACACUUGACGCAGGGAAGGAACCAGAAGCAGAGGGGUGUGCGUGACCACACAUGUACUGAGUGUGUUCCUGAGGGCAUCCGGUGUUUUAUAUGUCUGAGUGUACCCUUGUAUUUAUGUGUGUAUGUACGGGUGCAUGGCUGUACCUUUGUGUGUCUCUGAGCCUGUCUGGGUGUGUUUGUGAAUCUGUGUGAUUGGAGCUCUAGGGGCAUCUCUGUGUUGUGUGGCUGGUGUGUGUUUACAAAGGGGCAGGUGGCUGUUCCAGCUCCACAGCCCUGGCUUCCAGCUCUCUGACCCUUCCUCCCUCCUUCCCUGCUUUCACCCUCUGACAUGUUCAAAAUGCAGUUAGGGGACUGGCAGUUGGCCCUCUUUGCGUCUCCCCAUAGCCCUACCUCUGCCAGGGCCUCCCUCCAUGACCCUUUGCUUCCCCACAGUUGUCCACGUAGUCCCCCACACCGUGACACAGUUCCUGGAGUGCCCUUUGCCCUCACCCCAGGCCUGCUUUCAGAGCAAAACUCAAGUUCCUCUUCCUCCCUGAAGCUUUUUCCUCAACUGAGCAGGGAUCCUUCCUUACUCACAGCUUACCCCGACCUGCUGACCAGGCGGGGACACGGCACAUCCAGCCUUCCCACCUCUCCUGCAGGUUCCUGGAGGGAGUUUCAAGAACUGAUGAGACUUAAUCAGGGGCUUGAAAGAAGCCAGGGUGCAGUCUGGUGCACGUGUGCAGAGCCUUGCCCAGUGCCUGACGCACAGUAGGCGCUCAAUAAAUGUUGAAUGGGUGAAUGGUUGAAUGAUAGGUGCUCAAUAAACGUGGAAAGACUGGCCUUCCCUUCUCAGGCUCUUCCCACUAUUAGUCUACCCACUUUCUAGGCCGGGCUUGGCCACCAUUAAGCAUGGGGUGGGGGUCAGGGCCCCUGCAGUUCACGGUGCAAUAUUCACCAGUUUUGCCCUCUGCCUCGUAAGGCAAACCUGGCUUUUGAUUACCAUGUGUGGAUGUGUCUGUGUCCUUUCCUCUCUGUCCUUGGGGACGGGGUGGUCCGUGAAUGAAUAUGUGACAUUUCUGCAAUUCAGUAUCCUAAGGUUUCUCUUGGCGGAAGGGGCUCCUGGCUGGCCAGAUGAAUGGGUCCCUGGGAACCCAGACCUCAAAUGGGGACUUAAUUUCUUCUUCCUCUCACAAGCCAAAUUUGCCUCCACCCACUCACUCCCUCUGAAGAACUGGGCAUUUGCCAAAGUAACCACUGGAGUCAUCCAAUGCUCCUCCCCUCCCCAGGUUUCCCACAGCUUUCAGGGACAGUGGGCAAGAGGACCCCACCUCAACAGAACACACCAUCCCCCCCAAUAGUGUACUCAAUGCAGCGAGACUGACCCUUGACCCCCACUUAACCCUCCCCACCUUGGACAGGAAGGAAGUAAUGCACCUUCUCUUGCUGAUUAUUUAUUUGUUUGGAGAGACAAAAAUGAUGUAAAAGUGUAUCUAGAAAUAUCUAUAUCUCUAUAUAUUUUUAACUGACUCUUUGGAAUCCCCUGGGGUGGGGUGAGGGUAAAUUUAGGCUUUCAUGGAGGGGAGGAGACAUGGAGCUUGGGAACUCCUUGUCCUCCCCUCUGCUGCCUCUCCCCGCCCCCUAAAGCAGUUGGUAGUAGGAAUGGGAUUUGUAUGGGGGGAGGGGGGCUGGAAUGUUACACGGAGAAUCUGGAUUCUCUCCUCUUCCCCAUUCAAGUCCCAGGCGGAGGGAGGGGGGUGAGGAAGAGGAAGAGAGGGGCGGGACAGGCCAUGGAGGUGCCCCACCCCAAAACCCGACAAUCACCCACACUCCUGGGGCUCCUCCUGGGUCCUGGGGCAGGGCGAGUCCAAGUGUGUGGCUGUUGAUUUGUUUUCAAUAUUUCUUUUCGUGCUGUAUGGUGAUGCUUUCUUAGUAUUCUACACAAUAAGAAAAGACAAAGUCCUCGAGAUUCUUAUGAGUUUUGUUUGAAAACUCUUUCACUAUAUUUGUUGUAAAGAGGUUUACUAUUAAAAGAAAAAGAAUACACGUUUCUGAUA